UCCCCAGGCCCUUUUUUUCCAUUUCCUCAUCUCCGCCUAGAUAGUUCGAGAGGCCAACCCACCUGAUCCUGAUGGCGCCUAAGGCCGAGAAGAAGCCCGUUGCGGAGGAGCCGGCGACCGAGAAGGCGGAGAAGGCCCCGGCGGGGAAGAAGCCUAAGGCUGAGAAGAGGCUACCGGCCGGCAAGUCCGCUGACAAGGACGGUGAGAAGGGCAAGAAGAAGGUCAAGAAGAGCAUGGAGGCAUACAAGUUAUACAUCUUCAAGGUACUCAAGCAGGUCCACCCCGAGAUCGGCAUCUCCUCCAAGGCUAUGUCCAUCAUGAACUCGUUCAUCAAUGAUGUUUUUGAGAAGUUGGCGGCAGAGGCGGCCAAGCUUGCACGGUAUAACAAGAAGCCCACCAUCACCUCCCGCGAGAUCCAGACCUCGGUCCGCCUUAUCCUCCCCGGUGAGCUUGCCAAGCACGCCGUCUCUGAGGGAACCAAGGCUGUCACCAUGUUCACCACCUCUUAGGCGAUACAGUUGCCUUCUGAUAGUCUCUAUUGUGUUUAGAUCUGUAUUAGGUGCUGCACUCGCAGUAGUUGCCAUGCUCUCGUCAAUCUAUACCUAGAAGUUGGCCUCCUGAAUGAUUUAAGGAGGUUGUGCGUAUGCUUUUGUGAUCCCAGUGUCAUGUUCCUGAAUAAUAUGGUUCAUCAUUGCAAUUGCUGAUUUUAA
Panicum virgatum (switchgrass) is the source of this 710-nucleotide messenger RNA. RefSeq names its product histone H2B.3-like. The transcript has a single exon. Gene Ontology annotation, cellular component: nucleosome. The record is from RefSeq and is a predicted model, not a curated record. Gene Ontology annotation, molecular function: protein heterodimerization activity; DNA binding; structural constituent of chromatin. Bases 72 to 509 code for a protein of 145 amino acids. Gene Ontology annotation, biological process: nucleosome assembly. Lineage: Eukaryota; Viridiplantae; Streptophyta; Magnoliopsida; Poales; Poaceae.